This is a messenger RNA of Melospiza melodia melodia, 2217 nucleotides long. RefSeq names its product coiled-coil domain containing 124 (gene CCDC124). Bases 516 to 1181 code for a protein of 221 amino acids. Gene Ontology annotation, biological process: transcription by RNA polymerase II. NCBI's taxonomy places the organism in Eukaryota, Metazoa, Chordata, Aves, Passeriformes, Passerellidae. The record is from RefSeq and is a predicted model, not a curated record. The transcript is spliced from 5 exons. Gene Ontology annotation, cellular component: nucleus. Gene Ontology annotation, molecular function: transcription coactivator activity.
GGCGGGCCAGGCUCGGGGGUUCCUUUUUGCCGCCCCUCAGGUGAGGCCCUGCCCCGAUGCCGCUCCUAGGCAGGCUCGGAUAGCGCGAAAAAGGAUUUUAGGGAGUGUGAAAAUGCAGGAAAAAGAAUAUUAGAAUGGCUCCGAGGAUGUUCUAGGCAGGAGAAAGGAAUGAGUCCAUCCCAGGCCUUGAGUCCAUUCCCAAACCUCGGGAAUGGAGCAGUCAUUUAUUUUCAGUUUAAUUUAAUUAAUAAUUAUCUGCCAUUAAAAUCAAAGAUUCCGCCCUAGAGCUCCCCAAGUUGUGAUUUCCCCCGUGUCUGGUUGAUUUGAAAUCGCCUGUUUUCCUUGGAUUUGACUUUUCCCACCGUGGAUAACAAUCACAGCCCGUUUUUGGGGCUGCUUAUCCUAAUUAAAGGAGUUUCUCCUCUUCCUCUGGAUCCCCCUGGACCGGGAUAGAGGCACCUCAAUCCCGGGUUUUCCUGGCUCGGGUUUUUUUGGACUUCCAGAGGUUUUGAGGGAUGCCCAAGAAAUUCCAGGGAGAGAACAGCAAGUCGGCGGCGGCGCGCGCCCGCAGGGCCGAGGCCAAGGCGGCGGCGGAGGCGCGGCGGCAGCAGGAGCUGGAGGAUGAGCUCUGGAAGGACGAGGACAAACACGUCCUGAGGAAGGAGCAGAGGAAGGAGGAGCGGGAGAAGCGGCGCCUGGAGCAGCUGGAGCGCCGCAAGGAGCUGCAGCGGCUGCUGGAGGAAGAGGACUCCAAGCUCAAAGGGAAAAGCCCCAAGCAGGGAAAUCCUGGGAAAAUCACCCGGGCCCAGAUCGAGGAGAAUGUGCGCAAGGAGCAGCAGCAGAGGGAAAACGCAGAUGCAGGGGAGAAGGAGAAAUCGCACCUGGAGAUGCCGCUGGAGGAGAACCUGAACCGGCGGCUGCCCGAGGAGGGCUCUGUGGAGGCGCGCAGCAUCGAGGACGCCAUCGCUGCCCUCAGUGUGUCCCAGCCCCUGGAGCGCCACCCUGAGCGCCGCCUUCGCGCCGCCUUUGCCGCCUUCGAGGAGCUGCAGCUGCCGCGCCUGCGGCGGGACAACCCCAACAUGCGGCUGAGCCAGCUGCGCCAGCUGCUCAAGAAGGAGUGGAUGAGGUCCCCCGAGAACCCCCUGAACCAGCGCCACAAACCCUACAACAGCCACCAAUAGCCCUGUGCCUCCCUGGACUGGGAUCCUCACCAGGACCCUUCUACCCCCGCGGGCUUUUGGGGUUUUUUUUCUCCCUCUCUCCCCACCCGUGGAUUUGGGGCGAGCUCGAGGUUGGACUGAUGCCACCUUCUCCUUCCUGAAGUUCCCUGGGAAAAGCGGCUCUCAAUGGCUCUCAGGUGUCCCUUGGCAUUCCCUCCUUGGAGUUCUGGAGUUGUCACAUGGAAAAUGCUCCUGGGGUGUGAACCUGAAGUGAUUCUAGACCCUGGAUCUCCCCUGGGUGUCCCUGGUCCUGUUUCCUCUGGGACUGGGGUAUCCCUGAAACCCCUGCUCCUGGGAUAUCCAUGAAAUCCCUGCUCCUGUUUCCUUUGGGAUAUCCCUGAAAUCCCUGCUCCAGUUUCUCUGGGAUUGGGAUAUCCCUGAAAUCCCUGCUCCUGUUUCUUUGGGAUUUGGAUGUCCUUGAAAUCCCUGUUCCCAUUUCCUUUGGAUUGGGAUAUCCCUGAAAUUCCUGCUCCCAUUUCCUUUGGUAUUGGGAUAUCCCUGAAAUCCCUGCUCCCAUUUCCUUUGGGAUUGGGAUAUCCCUGCUCCUGUUUCCUUUGGGAUUGGGACCAUUUUCUUUGGGGUGGGCCUAUCCCUGAAAUCCCUAGUGCCAUUUCCUUUGGGACUGGGGCAGAAGCAUUGGGAAGAGGGAAAAUCCCUCAGGGAGGAGUGGGAAAAGCCUUUCCUGGGGGGGACAGGCACUCCAGGUGACAUUCCCAGUGUCCUCUGGAAUACUGGGCCCCAAGUCCACCCAGAGGAGGGAUUCCCAUCCUUUGGGAGUGGAAUUCCUUCCCAGGAAUUGGUCUGGAGGUGCCAUGCAACUUCCCCAAAUCCCAUGGGAUUCAUCCAGGCUCAUCCUUUUCCCUCUUUUUGGGACUGCCCCCACUGGGCUGGGCACUGUUCCCACAUCCCAGAAUUCCCAAAUCCAGCCAAGGAGGAGUGACACCCCCACCCCCCCCCCCCUUUGUGUGAGUUUGGUGUGUUUGAAUUCAAUUAAAAA